Cyprinodon tularosa is the source of this 2658-nucleotide messenger RNA. RefSeq lists its product as uncharacterized. The record is from RefSeq and is a predicted model, not a curated record. NCBI's taxonomy places the organism in Eukaryota, Metazoa, Chordata, Actinopteri, Cyprinodontiformes, Cyprinodontidae. The coding region runs from base 1469 to 2491 and encodes 340 amino acids. The transcript has 4 exons.
UUGUUGGAUUAGCGUGUGAUAAAGAAUAGAAUAGAAUAGAAUAGACAUUUUGCAGCUAAGCUGCCUGACCAGUCUUUCCAUAGAAACAAUAAUGAUGACUUGGUUAAAUCUUCUUGCAAAAGUGCAGUCUUUACAUGUGCUAUCUUGUUACAGGAAAGCAUCAGGUGAAAAGAAAAGGGCUUCAGCGCAACAGAGGCUGGCAAAGCAUAGGGCAACAGUUUACAGCGAUCCAAUCUUGCAUGAGGAACACAAAAGGAAAGAGAGAGAAAGGUAUCAAAAACGUAAGGAAGCUGGUAAACUCAAAACUACUAAAGAUCUGACAAGCAAACAGCUCGAAAGAAGAAAGCAACAAUGGCGGAAGAACUCACAAAAUUAUUACAAAAGAAAAAAGCAGCAGCAAGUACUUCUGGACUUGACACCAGAAUCAUUUGUCAGUCAGGAGAAUAUGGAGAAUGGAAGUACUGAGAAUGAUGGAGCACAAAGAGAGGAAGCAGACCCUAAUCCUGACAGAACACCACUGAGAGCCCUCCAAGAACAUUUAGAAAUGACAGGACCAAUGGAUACAUCAACCCCCGAGAGGGUGCUGCCAUUAAAAAAGAGAGAAGGGCCACGAGCACUUGUGGGAAAAUUGAGAAGAAAAUUAAAAUGUGCAGAAGAAAAAUGUGAGGCAAAAACAGCAGAAGUGUUGAAACUUAGAAGACAACUAAGAAGACUGAUGGCCAGUAAACAAAGAGGAACAAGGGGGACACUGCCAAGUACCAAUCAAGAAGUCAGGGUCAGGCAGUCUGCAAAGCAGAACAAUGGCAAACGGAAACAGCUGUCAAAGAUUCUGAGCAGCUUUUUACACCGGGAUGAUGUCUCCACAGUCAUGAAUGGAAAAGCUGGGGAGAUUCGGCGCAGGGGACAAAUCUUUAGAAAAAGAGCCCUAACAGACACGCUAUCCAAACUACAUAAGCGAUUCCUUACUGAACAUCCUGAACAUCCCGUGUCCAGAGCUCAGUUCUUCAGAUUGAGGCCAUUUUGGAUUGUGAGACCCACCAUUACAGAAAGGGAAACAUGCGCAUGCAAAAUGCAUGAGAACAUAAAUCUAAAGGUGAAAAGGCUUCAUGAACUGGGGAUCAUAGAAACAUCAAGCCCCGAAGAUCUUGUGAAGCUGAGUGUGUGCGACACAGGAAACAUGUCCUGUAUGUAUGGAAGAUGUAAGGAAUGCAGCAAAAAAAGCUUCACUGCAACUUAAGAUCCCCUCAUUCAGGGAAACAUUGUUGUGUGGCAGGAGUGGCAAACAAGGUCUGUCACUGUAACAAAGACCCACAGAAGUGGUGCAGCAGAGGACAAGGAGACCAAGAAAACCCUGCUUGAAAGUAGGACAUCCUCGGUUGAGAGGUUACUUGCCCUGACAAGAGAACAGCUGCCAUCUUUUGCCAUCCAUCUCUUUAAUGUAAGUCACCAGUAUAAGGCAAUUAAGGCAAUGAAAGAUAGCCUGGCAGAUGACGCUGUAGCCAUACACAUCGACUACAGCGAGAACUACAGCUGUAAAUAUGCCAGGGAGAUUAAGGAGACCCACUUUGGCACCGGAAAUGACCAAGUCACCCUCCACACUGGGGUAAUUUACCUAAGUAGGGACAGGGUGGAAGCGUUUGCUUCUCUCUCAGCCUGCCUACAGCAUGAUGCUGUAGCGACAUGGGCACACCUUGACCCAGUUUUGAAGCACAUAAGGAAGAAGUAUCCUGAAGCCUACAACAUACACUUCAUUUCAGAUGGCCCAACAUCUCAGUAUCGCAACAAAUCUUGCUUUUACUUGGCCUCCACCGUGCCCUUCAUGCACGGAUUCAAAUCUGUGACUUGGAAUUACACGGAGGCUUCGCAUGGGAAGGGUGCUCCAGAUGGAGUGGGUGGGGCUUUGAAAAAUCUUGCAGAUAGAAUAGUGUCUUAUGGGACCAGCAUUCCAAAUGCAGAUUCUCUGUAUGAUCAAUUGAAGGUCAACUCCUCAGUGACUCUCUUCAAAGUGUCUGAAGAGAAGAUAAAGGCCAGCAGCGAGUUGAUGCCUCCAAAUCAGAAAGUGGUCCCUGGAACACUGAAAAUACACCAACUAACAUCAACAAAACCAGGAGUGAUCGCAACUAGGGAGGUAUCCUGUUUUUGCGACAAAAGUUGCUACCCAACAGUAACUCAUUUGCUUUCUGAUGACGGAGAGGAACCUGAUGCCACUGAGACCAUCAAGGUUGGGCAGUUGGUACUCGUCCAGUACGAUGGCGACUUGUACCCAGGAAAAGUAACACAGAUUGCUGAGGGGCAAUAUGAGGUGGAGACAAUGAGCUGCAUUGGGGAGAACCGUUUUUAUUACCCCUCUAAAAGAUACCCUGGAGAAGAUGUUUGGUACUAUCGGCAAGACAUCAGGGAAAUAAUUCCAGAACCCCUACCUGCCACCUCCUCUGCUCGGCACUUUUGUGUCUUGCCUGACAUUUGGGCAAAACAUAAAAACGCAUCUUAAUUGUUUUUUUGAUACAUUCACACACUCGUGCACUGCACACACUUACUCAACUCCGGCUGGCUGUGGCACAUAGACAUUUUGACUGACACACACACACACACAUUUUUCAUGUUUGAAUGCCUGAAUGAAUGCACAAGACAACAAAUGAAUGAAUGAAUUCACCAAAG